AUGUCGUCGACACCGUACCCGCUUGCGCCACUCGACGUGCCCCUGAGACCGUCGCUGGUGGUGCUGGCAGUGCUGACGGUGCUGUGCACCUCGACCACCGCCACCAAGGACGGCGUCGAGGGCCGCCCCGUGCGCCACCGCCACUACCCCCCGCGCCCCUUGACCACCGCCACUACCGCCGCCAAUGCCACGACCACCGCUGUUGCUACGCCAUUGGGAGACCGCCUCUGGCUCUUGGAUAAGUGA
Diutina rugosa is the source of this 246-nucleotide messenger RNA. RefSeq lists its product as uncharacterized. The record is from RefSeq and is a predicted model, not a curated record. The transcript has a single exon. Lineage: Eukaryota; Fungi; Ascomycota; Pichiomycetes; Serinales; Debaryomycetaceae. The coding region runs from base 1 to 246 and encodes 81 amino acids.